Nannospalax galili (Upper Galilee mountains blind mole rat) is the source of this 661-nucleotide messenger RNA. RefSeq names its product forkhead box E1 (gene Foxe1). Bases 140 to 613 code for a protein of 157 amino acids. The transcript has 2 exons. Lineage: Eukaryota; Metazoa; Chordata; Mammalia; Rodentia; Spalacidae. Gene Ontology annotation, molecular function: DNA-binding transcription factor activity, RNA polymerase II-specific; RNA polymerase II cis-regulatory region sequence-specific DNA binding. Gene Ontology annotation, biological process: regulation of transcription by RNA polymerase II; cell differentiation; anatomical structure morphogenesis. The record is from RefSeq and is a predicted model, not a curated record.
CCACCGCGCUCUCCGUGCCAGCCGCGAGGCCUCCCGGAGCUCGGCCCGAGCAGCCAGCGCCCGAGCCCGCAGUGCUCACUCCCCGGACUGUCGACAACAGCGGGCGGCGCCGACGCCGGGGCGCGAGGCACCGCUGGCCAUGACCGCCGAGAGCGGGCCGCCCCUGGGCCCGCCGCAGCCCGAGGCGCUGGCUGCAGUGAAAGAGGAGCGCGGCGACGCGGCGGUGGCCGGCCCCGGGGGCGCGGGUGAGGCGGCGGGACGCGGCUCAGGUGGGCGCAGGCGCAAGCGCCCCCUGCAGCGCGGGAAGCCGCCCUACAGCUACAUCGCGCUCAUCGCCAUGGCCAUCGCGCACGCGCCCGAGCGCCGCCUGACGCUGGGCGGCAUCUACAAGUUCAUCACCGAGCGCUUCCCCUUCUACCGCGACAACCCCAAGAAGUGGCAGAACAGCAUCCGCCACAACCUUACGCUCAACGACUGCUUCCUCAAGAUCCCGCGUGAGGCCGGCCGCCCGGGCAAGGGCAACUACUGGGCGCUCGACCCGAACGCCGAGGACAUGUUCGAGAAUGGUGCCUUUCUUAAAGUGAGAGCAGGUUUUCAAGAGAAGUUGCUUUAAAAUAAAAAAAAAUAAAAUAAAAUAAAGCUGAUUGAUCUGAGCUGGUUU